UCAAGAACCAGUGGCAACACACAGACAAUAUCAACACAAAACAGAACCUCAUUAUUUUACCAAAUCUUCCCCCAUAAAACAUAAUGGCAUCUUUUAUGAAAUUUCUCUGCGUUCUUGGCCUUUUUCUCCUUGUUGGAACCGUCGUAGAUGGAGCAGGAGAGUGCGGUAGAUCAACUCCUGACAAUGAGGCGAUGAAGCUGGCCCCAUGUGUAGGCGCGGCUCAGGACGCUAACGCUGCCGUACCGGGCGGUUGCUGUGCUCAGAUUAAAAGAUUCUCACAGAAUCCUAAAUGUCUCUGCGCCGUCCUUCUCUCAGACACGGCUAAAGCCUCAGGCGUGCAGCCGGAGGUUGCCCUGACUAUCCCCAAACGCUGCAAUUUCGCUAACCGCCCCGUCGGUUACAAGUGCGGAGCAUACACACUUCCAUGAAGUGUUGAGGGUGCAGAUUCAUGGGCUUUACGAUGAAGCUUUGGAGUUCACUACUACAUCCUAAAAGCCUAUCCCCAUGUAUCGUAUAUUAUAUGAAUAAUGAUAAUGUUUUAUAUGUAUCAAUGUGGUUGUAAUUAAUAACUAUAUCAAUAAUAUAUGAAAUGAUUUCAGCCUACAA
Molecule: messenger RNA, 606 nt
Organism: Brassica rapa (field mustard)
Lineage: Eukaryota; Viridiplantae; Streptophyta; Magnoliopsida; Brassicales; Brassicaceae
Biological process (GO): systemic acquired resistance
Molecular function (GO): fatty acid binding
Source: RefSeq, a predicted model, not a curated record